AUGGUGAAGCCUUCUUCUGAUCGUUCCGCUAUCGUUCGUCUGCACAAAGCCGGCCGCCCACCCGCCACGAUCGCUAAGCACCUCGGCAUCCAUCGCAGCGACGUGUAUCGCACACUCCAACGUUGUCGAGACCUUGGUGAACUCCAAGACUGCCGAAGAAGUGGAAGGCCUCGUAUUGCUCGCACGCCGAAGGUCGUCGAGGAAAGACGAGAAAGCGGAUAG
Molecule: messenger RNA, 222 nt
Organism: Haemonchus placei
Lineage: Eukaryota; Metazoa; Nematoda; Chromadorea; Rhabditida; Trichostrongylidae
Source: the annotation of a GenBank genome assembly